GGGGGGAGAAGAUGGAGACCAGUACAUUACCUGAAGAUGGCGUGGGGACCGAAGAUCAUCGUGGAGACUGCAGAGAUCCCGGCUCAGAGUCUUCUAUAGAUAAACCAGUGAUGCUUAUCUCAAUGUCAAACAUAUGGCUUCCUAAGAGACAAUAUCUUCACAGAUCGCGGAGUGAUUCCUUAUCGUUUUAUUCCUUAUCGUUUUCUCGUAUUGGGGCGGCCGUUGCAAAAUGACAGAUGGUGAAGGAAACAAAAGCAGAAAGCAUUAGACUCUGUAUAACACUGGAUACGGAGAGAAGACAAAACAGAAGACUUUACAAGAGCCAAAAGGAUACUGUAAACGAUGGAGAAUGUAACUUUUCCUGAUUAUUUCACAACGUACAACAACACAGAGGAUCCAGGAGCUCAAGGAAAUGUUUUUCACAUAAUCCAAAUUAUUAACAUAAUCUUAUACAGUAUAACCUUCAUCCUGGGAUUUACUGGGAACGGCCUGGUCAUCUGGAUUGCCGGAUUCAAGAUGAAGAAGACGGUCACCAUUUUAUGGUUUCUCAAUUUGGCCAUAGCUGACUUUGUAUUCAACUUGACCUUCCCCCUCCAGAUUACCGAGUGGAUUAUGGAUGGACAUUGGCCCUUUGGUCAGGCCAUGUGCAAGGUCGUAUUCACAGUUCUGUUCCUGAACAUGUCGGUCAGCACCUCUUUCCUGAUGAUCAUCAGCGUUGACCGAUGCACGUCAGUCAUGUGUCCUGUGUGGUCAAAGAACCACAAGUCUCCCAGGUUGGCAUUAACCAUUUCAUUGACAAUUUGGUUCAUCUGCUUUAUGCUUAGCUCCCCUUAUCUGGCUUUCUUUGACAUUCUUCAUGACUCUGAAAAUAGAAUCUCAUAUUGUAUUCCCCUAUAUGCGGAAGACGAUGAUACGGACACAAUGAGGUAUAAAACUAUGAUAGUCGUCAGAUUUGUCUCCAUGUUCCUCAUCCCAUUUUCGAUCAUAGUAACUUGCUAUAGCUUCAUCCUAUUUCGGUUAAGAAGAACAAGAAGUCUCUCAAGAUCAAACAGACCCCUGAAGGUCAUCAUCACUAUUGUACUCUGCUUUUUCUGUUUUUGGUUCCCCUUUCACAUAUGGCCUUUACUAGAAGUCCUGAAUGUUGACCUGAAUUUCACCGUUGACAUGAUAGUCUCCCAUGUUGUAUACUGCAUCGGCUUCUUCAACAGUUGCGUUAAUCCCAUAGUCUACGUCUUUUUCGGGAGAGACUUCAAGAAGAGUUUAUUCAGGUCUAUUCCGUUUCUCCUGGAGGACACAUUGAAGGAGAAGGAUUUAUCCGAUACUCAAAUCGACCGGACUGUAAUGGAAACUGAAAUGGAAAGUUAUGAUUAAUAGUAAAAACUUAUUUUAAGGUGUUUUUCUAUCAGAAUUGCUCCAAUAAAUAUGUCUUAUAAGGGUAUAUAGAUGUUCUACAUGAUAUUCUUCUUGGGACUUUCUUCUGUCAUCCACAUAAAAUAUUUACAAAACAGAACAGGACCCAAUGCUUUUAUUUAAUAAGUGGCCCUCUACUCAUUACAGUGGC
Hyla sarda is the source of this 1561-nucleotide messenger RNA. RefSeq names its product chemerin-like receptor 1. Gene Ontology annotation, cellular component: plasma membrane. The transcript has 3 exons. Lineage: Eukaryota; Metazoa; Chordata; Amphibia; Anura; Hylidae. The coding region runs from base 343 to 1371 and encodes 342 amino acids. The record is from RefSeq and is a predicted model, not a curated record. Gene Ontology annotation, biological process: phospholipase C-activating G protein-coupled receptor signaling pathway; inflammatory response; complement receptor mediated signaling pathway. Gene Ontology annotation, molecular function: N-formyl peptide receptor activity; complement receptor activity.